GUGUUGGCCUAGAGAGGCCACUGACGGACAAGAGGGGAACCGAGGCUUCCGCUCAGCCCACAGGCAAGAUGGCCACGGCGGGGGGCGGCUCUGUGGCUGACCCGGGAAGUCAGGGUCUUCUUCGCCUUCUGUCUUUCUGCGUCCUACUGGCAGGUUUGUGCUGGGGAAACUCAGUGGAGAGGAAGAUCUACAUCCCCUUAAAUAAGACAGCUCCCUGUGUUCGUCUGCUCAAUGCCACUCAUCAGAUUGGCUGCCAAUCUUCCGUUAGUGGGGACACAGGAGUUAUCCACGUAGUAGAGAAGGAAGAGGACCUGCAGUGGGUGCUGACUGAUGGCCCCAACCCCCCUUACGUGGUUCUGCUGGAGGGAACACUUUUUACCAGGAGUGUGAUGGAGAAACUGAAGGGGAGAGCCCACCGAAUUGCUGGUCUUGCAGUGUCCUUGGCCAAGCCCAGACCCGCCUCAGGCUUCUCUCCUAGUGUGCAGUGUCCCAAUGAUGGGUUUGGUGUUUACUCCAACUCCUAUGGGCCGGAGUUUGCUCACUGCAAUGCAAUAAAGUGGAACUCCCUGGGCAAUGGCUUGGCUUAUGAAGACUUUAGUUUCCCCAUCUUUCUUCUUGAGGAUGAAAAUGAAACCAAUGUCAUCAAGCAGUGCUAUCGUGAUCACAACCUGAGUCAGAAUGGCUCAGCACCAGCCUUCCCGCUGUGUGCCAUGCAGCUCGUCUCUCACAUGCACGCUGUCAUCAGCACUGUCACCUGCAUGCGGCGCAGCUCCAUCCAGAGCACCUUCAGCAUCAACCCGGAAAUCGUCUGUGACCCCCUGUCCGACUACAACGUAUGGAGCAUGCUUAAGCCUAUAAAUACAUCUGGGAUGUUAGAGCCUGACGCCAGGGUUGUGGUUGCUGCCACCCGGUUGGACAGUCGUUCCUUUUUCUGGAAUGUGGCCCCAGGGGCUGAAAGUGCCGUUGCCUCCUUCGUCACUCAGCUGGCUGCAGCUGAAGCUUUGCAGAAGGCGCCCGAUGUGACCACUCUGCCCCGCAAUGUCAUGUUUGUCUUCUUCCAAGGGGAAACUUUUGACUACAUUGGCAGCUCCAGAAUGGUCUACGAUAUGGAGAAGGGCAAGUUUCCUGUGCAGUUGGAGAACAUUGACUCAUUCGUGGAGCUGGGACAGGUGGCCUUAAGAAAAUCACUAGAGCUUUGGAUGCACACAGACCCCGUGUCUCGGAAAAAUGAAGCUGUAGAGAAGCAGGUGAAGGACCUCCUGGCCACACUGGAGAAGAUUGGUGCUGGCAUUUCUACCGUAGUCCUCAGGAGGCCGGAUUAUUCCAAGCCUCUCCCACCAUCUUCUCUGCAGCGAUUUCUUCGAGCUCGAAACAUCUCUGGCGUUGUUCUUGCUGACCAUUUAAAUGUCUUCCAUAACCACUAUUACCAGAGCAUUUACGACACUGCUGAGAACAUUAACGUGAACUACCCUGAAUCGCAGAGCCCUGAAGAGGACCUGAACUUUGUGACAGACACUGCCAAGGCCCUGGCAGAUGUGGCCACAGUGCUGGGACGUGCCCUGUACCAGCUUGCAGGAGGAACCAACUUCAGCAACACCAUUCAGGCUGAUCCUCAAACAGUUACCCGCCUGCUCUAUGGGUUCCUGAUUAGAGCCAACAACUCAUGGUUCCAGUCUAUCCUCAGGCAGGACCUAAGGUCCUACUUGGGUGAUGGGCCUCUUCAGCAUUACAUUGCUGUCUCCAGCCCCACCAACACCACUUAUGUUGUACAGUAUGCCUUGGCAAAUUUGACUGGCCAGGUGGUCAACCUUACCCGCGAGCAGUGCCAGGAUCCAAGUAAAGUCCCCAGCGAAAACAAGGAUCUGUAUGAAUACGCAUGGGUUCAGGGCCCUUUGAAUUCCAACGAGACAGACUGGCUCCCCCGAUGUGUGCGUUCCACGGCACGACUGGCCAGGGCCUUGUCCCCUGCCUUUGAACUGAGGCAGUGGGGCUCUACUGAGUACUCGACAUGGACUGAGAGCCGCUGGAAAGAGAUCCGCGCCCGGAUAUUCCUGAUAGCCAGCAAAGAGCUUGAGUUUAUCACCCUGAUAGUGGGCUUCAGCGUCCUUGUCUUCUCUCUCAUCGUCACCUACUGCAUCAAUGCCAAAGCCGAUGUCCUUUUCAUUACUCCCCGGGAGCCAGGAUCUGUUUCUUACUGAAGAGGACCCCAGCUUUUCCUGCCAGCUCUGCAGUUCACUUCCUAGAUCAUUUGUCCCACUGGGACGUAAACCACUAGUUUGUCACUGGAACCUCUCUGGGCCUGGCUCAGACUGGGGUUAACAUAAAGAAGUGGAACUGCCCAAAAGAGACAGAGGUAACAGGUCACCUUCCCUCCCCAGCUCCCGCUUCCUAUCUCCCCUUCCCCAUUUCUUCUUCCUCACCCCUGCCAGACUCGGGGAUGACAAAUAGAAGCUUCUUGCUCCUGUUUGACUCCUAGCUACCCCACCCUAACUUACUCUUCUUCAGGAUCCUCUUUCCAUCUUGCCCUCUACCUCCCUCUUCUCCCUACCCCUACCCCCUGUCCACAACCACCUUCCUGACCAGGAAGAAGGACAUGAAGGGUUGAAUGCCAGGAACAAACUACAAGAAAGCCCUGAGGAGGAGGACAAGGAUGAUCUGUGGGCUGAGCCUGCUGUCUCCCUCCCAUUAUCCUGUCCCCAGGCCCUUAGGUGGCACAUCAGGGUGGGUGUGCUGCUGAGUGGGUAUUCCACCUUCAGCCCACAGUGCUCCGUAGUCAUUUUUAUUAAGCUGUAAAAUCUAUUUUUGUUGUUUUCUUUUUUCCUUUGCGUGUGUGUGUAAAUAUAUAAAUAUUGAAUUUCUUUAAAAUAAACUGUCCCACAUGACCUGUA
Messenger RNA from Equus quagga, 2888 nucleotides. It is a transcript of the gene NCSTN, whose product is annotated as nicastrin. Lineage: Eukaryota; Metazoa; Chordata; Mammalia; Perissodactyla; Equidae. Gene Ontology annotation, biological process: protein processing; Notch receptor processing. Bases 69 to 2198 code for a protein of 709 amino acids. The record is from RefSeq and is a predicted model, not a curated record. The transcript has 17 exons. Gene Ontology annotation, cellular component: membrane.